Messenger RNA from Neltuma alba, 1302 nucleotides. Its product is annotated as GDSL esterase/lipase At3g48460. The record is from RefSeq and is a predicted model, not a curated record. The coding region runs from base 41 to 1168 and encodes 375 amino acids. Gene Ontology annotation, molecular function: hydrolase activity, acting on ester bonds. The transcript is spliced from 2 exons. Lineage: Eukaryota; Viridiplantae; Streptophyta; Magnoliopsida; Fabales; Fabaceae.
AGGCCUCGGCGGUUGAAGGUCUCUUGUGAGGCAUUCAGAGAUGGCUUCUUCUUUUGCUUCUAAAAUCAUCCUUAUAGCCAUCUUCUCAUUGCUGUCAAGUUCUGCAGUUUCUGUGAAGGGGCAAACACGAACCUUCAAGAAGAUUUACGCUUUUGGUGACUCCUUCACUGACACAGGCAACACCAAGAGUGCCAGCGGCCCGAGUGGGUUUGGCCAUGUAUCAAGCUCUCCAUAUGGAAGCUCCUUCUUUAACCAUUCCACCAAUAGAUACUCUGAUGGGAGGCUUGUGAUAGACUUUGUGGCUGAAGCACUUUCAUUACCUUAUUUGCCUCCUUACCUGCACUCCAAAAAGAAUGAUGCUUUUGGAGUAAACUUUGCUGUUGGUGGUUCUACUGCAAUAAACCAUGAGUUCUUUGUCAGGAACAACCUUACACUCGACAUAACUCCUCAGUCCAUCCAAACCCAGGUUCUAUGGUUCAACAGAUACCUUGAUAGCCAAGGAUGUAAGGGAGUUGCAUCAGAGUGUAAAGAAGAUUUUGAUGAUACUUUGUUUUGGUUUGGAGAGAUUGGAGUCAAUGAUUAUGCCUACACACUUGGAUCUACAGUAUCCCCAGAUACCAUCAGAAAGCUCUCUAUUUCCAGCGUCUCCAAUGCUUUACAGGUAUUGCUACAGAGGGGUGCCAAAUACCUUGUCGUGCAAGGUUUGCCACUAACAGGGUGUCUGCCAUUGUCCUUAUAUCUGAAACCAGAAGAUGAAAAGGACGACAUCGGAUGCGUGAGAAGUAUCAACGAGAAAAGCUACGCUCACAACCUCGUACUGCAAGACAAGUUGCAACAAUUCAGGAACCAGUACCCUCAUGCCAUGAUAGCGUAUGCAGAUUACUAUAAUGCCUACCGAGCAGUAAUGCAGAAUCCUGCCAAAUUUGGAUUCGCAGAGAGGUUCACGGUGUGCUGUGGAGCUGGACAAGGACCCUACAACUUCAGUGUUUUCGCCACUUGUGGGACGCCUAAUAGCACAGUCUGUUCAAGCCCUUCUCAAUAUGUUAAUUGGGAUGGUGUUCACUUGACUGAAGCCAUGUAUAAGGCUGUUUCUAAUAUGUUCCUCCGAGGAAACUAUAGUCAACCCCCAUUUAGUUCUAUGCUGGACAUGAAACAGAGGCACGGGUGAAUGGUUUACCCCAUCAUGAUGUUUGUAUUCCCUUUUUGGUUAUCUUAAAACUGGAAUCGAUCCUCAAUUGAUUAGAUCUCGUACUUUGGCAUUGUUAUGUUCUAAUAAAUUGGAAAGGACAAAACUUCGGUAUA